This is a messenger RNA of Ornithorhynchus anatinus (platypus), 3477 nucleotides long. RefSeq names its product zinc finger and BTB domain containing 6 (gene ZBTB6). Gene Ontology annotation, biological process: regulation of transcription by RNA polymerase II. Bases 73 to 1353 code for a protein of 426 amino acids. The transcript has 2 exons. Gene Ontology annotation, molecular function: DNA-binding transcription factor activity, RNA polymerase II-specific; RNA polymerase II cis-regulatory region sequence-specific DNA binding; protein binding. NCBI's taxonomy places the organism in Eukaryota, Metazoa, Chordata, Mammalia, Monotremata, Ornithorhynchidae. The record is from RefSeq and is a predicted model, not a curated record.
UCCUCCUUCCUUCUGCUGGGCGCCGGGCGCGGACGGCGGGGCCCCGGCGCUGCCCCGACACUGACCGUGACCAUGGCUACUGAGUCCGACGUCCUACACUUCCAGUUCGAGCAGCAAGGAGACGCGGUCCUUCAGAAGAUGAACCUCCUGCGCCAACAGAAUUUGUUUUGCGAUGUCUCCAUAUGUAUUAAUGACACAGAGUUCCAUGGACACAAGGUCAUCUUUGCCGCCUGCUCCACUUUUAUGCGGGAUCAGUUUUUGCUCAAUCAGUCGAAGCAGGUCAGGAUCACCAUCUUGCAGAGUGCCGAGGUGGGACGGAAGUUGUUGCUCUCUUGCUAUACCGGGGCCCUCGAGGUCAAAAGGAAGGAGCUUUUGAAAUACUUGACUGCUGCGAGUUACCUCCAGAUGGUUCACAUUGUGGAGAAAUGCACCGAAGCUCUGUCCAAGUAUCUGGAAAUCGAUCCAGCCAUGAAGAAUAACAGUCACAGUGCUGAAGCGUGCCAUUCCUCUGACCCGGAAGUAAGGAACGAAGGGGAAAUUUUCGAGAAAGACUGCGAAAUAAUUGAGAUAGCCGAAGAUAGCCCUCUCAACUUGGAGCUGCAGGUUAAACAGGAGAAGUCCAUCGCGCUGCAGCCGGCCCUGCAGAGUUUGGUAUCGGAAAGAAAGGAGAUGAAAAGCCCAGAGAUUUCCGCUGUCGAAAUAGGUUAUAAAGAUGACGAAAUCUGCAUUUUCAGGAUGGAUCCCCUUAGUGCAGCAGGUGUGGAAAGCGGACAGUUUUCACAGCCCUGUACUUCUUCUAAAACCAACCUGUAUUUCCCAGAAACCCAACAUUCCCUGAUAAAUUCUACGGUGGAGAGCAGAGUGACCGAAGUUCCCGGAAAUCACUUUCCGGGACUGGCGGGGGAAAGUACAGAAGGAAACCAGAGUGCAGCAAAUGGGCUCCCGAGCCUAGAGGAGGGGUAUUCGUGGCGACAUCAGUGCCCAAAAUGUCCACGGGGGUUUCUCCACCUGGAAAACUACCUGCGGCAUUUGAAGAUGCACAAACUGUUCUUGUGCUUACAGUGCGGGAAAACGUUCACGCAGAAGAAGAAUCUCAACAGGCACAUCCGCGGUCACAUGGGCAUCAGGCCAUUCCAGUGCUCCGUUUGCUUGAAGACAUUCACGGCCAAAAGUACCCUCCAGGACCACUUGAAUAUCCACAGUGGGGACAGGCCCUACAAAUGUCACUGUUGCGAUAUGGACUUCAAGCACAAGUCCGCCUUGAAAAAGCAUCUUACUUCUGUCCAUAGGAGGACUGGUGGCGACAAGCCAAACCUGGACACCAUUACGAAAGUCAAAAUAGACUAUGAUUAGCAGAACAGCCUGCUGUCUGUCCCCGGAGCCGCUCUGCAGUUCCGGCUGGCAGUCCUUAACAUUGUAACUUUUAUUAAGACUUCUGGAGCUGUUAUGGACAGAACUGACAGAUUUCUAGUCCGUUCCACGUCUCAGCCCCGUAAAUGAUGUGGUUGACUUUCAGGGACAUAAUCUCUGUUGCAGAUGGGGGUGUGAAGGGCAGAACUCUUUAAGCAGUCCCAUUUUUACUGGUAACACGUGAGAAUGACAAAAGAAGAAAUCCAGAACCCCCAUUUUCAGUUGUUAAAGUCACUGCUGAGAGCUGCUUGCUGUUUAAGAGAAAACCAGUGUGCUGUUUGACUUUUCCAGCCUGAAAGCAUUUAGAAACGGUCUGUUUAUUUCAAAGCUUAGCAAUAGUCCAUCAAGAAUAUCUGUGGCCCCUGCGUGCGGACGACUUUAUGAGGUGCAGACAGAAGUGCAGCUGUCUGGUUAAUUGGUUGAUAGUUCAAUGGAAUAGGCUCGUAGUUCACCGGACACGUUUGAAUUCUAGUUCACGUCUGCCACUAUUGCAUUUUAAAAUAACUUCUAGUUUUUUGUUUACAGUAUUCCUUUAGCAUAAAAGACUAGUCCAACACAUUAGGAACGACUGCUCGAUUAGCCCACACUCUCUAGGCUAUUAUCUGUUCAAAGGAUAUAGAGAGAGAGAGAAUCGUGCGAACAAAAUGAAACCCUAAAGCAGGCUACUUUGUUUCAAAAGCCGUAUUUAUCCGAAAGAUAUUCAUUCUGUCCUUUUUGUCUUACUGUAUUUGCCAGUAAACAAUUAAGGCGUUUCCCCUUAGUCUUCCAAUGUUUUAAUAGGGUAUGUGUGUGUUUUUGUACUUUUGGGAAGUCCAGGUCAUGUGUUUACAUGGGGUACUUGAAGAGAUGUGUGUGUCAAUAACACUUAUAGCUUUCCAUAUAUGGCCAUCCCCAUGUCAGGGAUCGAUAGUAAAUGGCAAAUAAUUCCUAUCUGGUGCUUGGAUUUGUCUUCAUGGAGUGACAAAAAAAUAUAUGUAUACAGUAAGUAUAGUGGAAAUAAUUUAUUUUAGAUCCCUUUAUAAUGCUGUGGCCACAUAUUUUAUUACUAUAGGCAGUAUUUCUUCUGUAGCACUUAUGGAAUAUUUUUGAAUUUAUUUCACAUUUCAGCCAUUUGUUGGGUUGAAUCUGAUCUUCUAGCUCAAUAUUUUAAUGAUACAUUUCCUGGAAAAACAUUUUGCAUUUCCACUUAGGAGGGUGGUAAGGAAGAGGAGGGGGUACUCGAGAAGGGGUUAGGUUUAGGCAAUUCUUUGUUUUCAUUUAGAUAUUUGGAAUUGUUAAAAUUAUAGUAAAAGAAUAUCACUAAAAAGAAGUUAUUGUUCCCUAUUGACUCCAUUUCUGAGAACUUAAUCUUAUUGUCAUACCAAUUCCCGUGGACCUGAAAUUGGCACUGGGUAGGCAUUAGAAUAUUUUCUUUUUAGAAAUAGUUUUCUUGUAGUUAGUGAGGAGCAGGAGUGCUUUUACCUUUUCUGGAUAAUUUUUUCUAGUGGUUUAAAUAGUGAAUUGUUUUCCUAGAAAUUGGUGUCAGGUGUAUUGGAUGCUGAGUUGUAAAAUUGGCUUUUUCACAGGUGUGCCUGCCUCUGUUUUAUUUGUGCCUUGUAAGAAUGUUGUGAGACUUUAAUUCGUAACACAUUCUAGAUGUUUGUGUGAAGGGGCCUGCAGGAGUGUUGGAUUUUUAUUAUUUAUUGCUAUUCCAAAACAGAAUUAUCCCAUGAAAACAUCAUGGAGGAGUGUGUGCUUGUGUGAUUUGUCUAUACAGGAAUGGGAAAAAUGGAGUUUCAAGUUUUAGAAAUGCUGGUCAGGUAGGAUUAGGUGUGUAAAGGCUAUAUUUUUUUAUUAUAGUUGUAUGUGAUUCCGACAUGCCCAAGAGAGAUUCCCCAAGGAAAUUAUAUCCUAACCUCAGUAUGUUUUUUAAAAAUUUUGUUGGUUUCUCUGCUGUCGGGUACGACAUUUCGCUUUGUGGGAAAUAAACUGAUAUACAAGCUCUGCUUGUUCUGUUGUACUAUUCACUCAACUGUAACCAAUUGUCAUCUUCAGAGGAAAUAAAUAAAGUGUAGUUUGGAGAAGAGA